GAAGGGGAAGAGGGGAAGGGGAAGGGGAAGCGUUUGUUCGUGGCAGUGGCAUCCCCAAGCUCCUUUUCGUCGGGUUUGACGCAUCCUCGCCUUACUUCAAAACUUGAAUUGAUCGCUUUAAGAGUGCCUUAGCCUUUCCUCGUGUCGUGGAAGUGAGGACAAUUUUACUGCAGUCCUUGUAACACUACAGUGAACUCUGAAAAGUCUUUCAGAGAGCACACGGAAAGCAAACGUCACAAAUUUAAAGUGGCAUCAUCAAAACGCUUUUAACAUUUUGACUGAAAAUGCGUCAAACUAGGCGGUCAAGGUCCGGUGUGACCCCUCAGAAGGAUGAGCCCGCUAACCAGGCAGGAGAAGUAAAAGGAGACGAGGAGAAGUCUGUUAAAGCAAGUUUGGAAACUGUAUUUGAGAAGGAAGACAAUUUAGAGAAGGGUAGUGAAGCUGUUGAAGAUACAAGUGCUGACAAUGCCAAGGUUGAUAACGCUGGGCUGAAAACAGAAGAAAAUCAGACCCCAACAAUUGAAAAUGCAACUUCUGGAGAGGAUAAGCAAGAUGAAGUAUCCAAAAUCAGCGGCUCUCCCAGGAAGUCUGACACAGGACUUAUUGAGUUAAACUGCCAAGUGUGCAACUGUUCAUUCACCAAUUAUCAUGAGCACAUGAACAGUGAAUCGCACAAGUCUAAAAUUAGCCAUUCCCCUUUGAAGACUGAUACGCAAACGAGUGCUGAAAAGCCUGCUACCAACCAGGCUCAGAAGCGCAGUGGGGAUCAAGAUUCUGCUCCAUCACCGAAACGGAUGAAAAAUCAAAAUGCUUCAAAUGCCCCCAAUGAAAAGUUCAAUUGUGACAUCUGCAAGUUGUCUAUUCUGAAACAGCAGGACUACGAGCAACAUAUGAAUGGUAAGCGCCACAUGCUGAACGUCACCAGAGCUCAAGGCAAAUCUUAUUGCGAGAUCUGCAAGCUGUUCUUCAAUUCUCCAACCGAUCUUAGUGACCAUGAGGACUCUCAAAUGCACAAGAAGAAUCUUGCUGAUAGAAAGCAAGAUAAGCAGCAAUUCGAAUGCAAAAUAUGCAAAGUGAUAUCUCUUGGUCAGAAGCAAUACGAACAACACUUAACCAGCAAACGCCACAAGCGCACUGUGGAGAAUCCAGGUACUGUUGUUGCUAAACCAGCUGCUGCUGUGAAUGGAAAAACUGAAGCCAAGCCAGCUGCUGCAGCUGCAGUUGUUGUGGCGUCUGAAAAGAAGUGGCUGUACCUCUGCAAUGCUUGUAACUUUGGAUGCAACUUUGAUAACCAGCUCUCUUCACACAUGAAUCUUGCCGAGCACAAGGCUGCUGUAAUUGACAUGAAGAAGAAAGGUUUGAUGAAAGAGGGAGCCAAACCGAGCCCUGCAAAGUUUGCCAACAAGCCUGCUGCCGCCAACAAGCCAGCUACUGCUAAUGCAGCACAGCCUGCUCGGAAAUUCACUCCUGGCAAUGCAGGAAAUCGUCCUAAUGCAGGUGUCAACAAACCUGGUCCAAAACCAAAUUUCAAUGCUGCAGGUCCAGGCCCUUCUGUCACUUACAAUAUCGUGUCUGGCCCAAAUGCUAAUGCUGCUGCUGUCCAGAAGCCAGGUCCUCAAGUCAAUAGGAAGGUCCCUGCUGCAGGUGCAGCCGGGCCAAAGAAAAACAUUCCUCCCAACAAACCUGCUGCAGUGCAGAACAAGCCACAAUUUGCUGGGCGUCCGAAUCAACAACGAUUCCCUGGUAAACCAGCUGAAAAUGCUCCCAACAAAUUUGUUGCAAACCAACAGGCUGCGAAGAUGGGUUUCCAGAAUCAAGCUGCUGCCUUCCGCAAUCCAGCUGGGAACUUUGGCGCAGGCGUUGCACCUCAUCAUGACAAUUUACAUGCUGGUGGUAACUUUGGAGCCUACAGAGCUGCAAACUUUGGUGGAAAUAUGAGAAUGGACGUGAACCCUGGCGCUGAUUUGAGGAACGAUUUCCGAGGCAAUGUGAGGGAUGAUUUCCGCUCUGACGUGCGUGAUGUGCGUGACAUUCGCGACGUCCGUGACAUCCGUGACAUACGCAAUGUUGAUACCAGCGCCGGGAACAGGGGUGAUGCUGCAUUCCGUUCUGGUUUUUAUAGGGAGAUGCCUGCUGAGUCUUCCCGGGCUGACUUCAGAACCUUCAAUGACAUGGACACACGGUCAGAUGUAAGGCCUGGUCCCAUUGUGGAUGCGGGAGAUAUGCGAAGUUUGGCAAGGAAUGACAUGGCUGAUCUCAGAGGCUACAGCAACAAUGAUAUGAGGGAUCUGCAAAGCGACAACAGGAAUGAUUAUUCCAGGGAGCGAAGCGCCAUGUCUGGCUAUGGAGCAUCUGCUGCCUUUGCUCAGACAUACCGAGGCAAUGAAGAAUACAGGUCCGACAAUUAUGGCCGAGCUGCGCAACCCACAGCAUCUGCAACUUCGGGUAACUACUCGAGUGGCAUGAUGUCCAGUGGACGCUAUGAUUACAUGGAUCGCAACUCAUCAGCAUACAGCAAUCAAUAUUCUGCUUCAUCCAGAGGCAUGGGAUACAUGGGUAAUGUUUCACUAAAUGGUCGCUGAAAUUCUACAUUCUUAAUUUGUUUUUCUUAGUAUUGCAAUCAAACUUGAAUCAUUAUAUUUAUAUAAUGACAUCUUUUAUAUUGUAGACAAUGUCAAGCCUAUGAUUAUGCAGAUUCUUGUAUAAAUAAUAUGUGCUUUUAAAUAGCAUUAUGCUAUCACUAAUAUGAAUAGUUACAGUAGAUGCACUGUAUUUUUAUGUUUAUUUAACUUAAUCAAUUUGAUAUGUCAUUAAGGUGACGUCAUCAGCGAGCAAUUCAGAGUAAUUAUUUUCACUCCAUUUACUUCAAGUUUGUAAAAAGUAUGCAUGGUCUCCAGGAAUAAAUGUUCAUGAAUUUUUAUUUAGCUUUCCCUUUUCUUUUUCUUUUUUCUAAAUAAGGUGUGCUUUUGCCGUGUGCUUGUAGUUGUUUGAAAUCAAGCACCACAAUUUUAAACACAGACACAGUUUGGCAAAGAAGUAUUUUCUGUGUAUCUUGAGUUGAGUUGUUUACGCAACAAGAUGAUGAAAAACAUAUUGAUUUGUGUUCUUUGACUUCAAGUCCCAAUGAGCAAUUUCUCACUGUGAUCUUUCACUUUGAUCUUAGACAAUUGUGCAGUGAACCACGCGUGCACACUGACCUAUAUUGUUGAUUUGUUUGAUUUGCAUCUCUUUUUGGGCGGUAGCUCAACUCAAUCUGUGUAUUCUUAAAAAUGAGUUUGCAAAUUUAUUAAUGCAACCUAUUUUGCAGAACAUCGGUGAUGGUAGAAAAACUAUGAAAUUGUGAAUCAGCGGAGCUCAUGUGAAAUCUAGGCCAUGUACAUUAAUUCAGUGAGAAAUCAAAGCUUUACUACCUCUUACUUAAAUUGUGUACACCUACAUCAAUUAUAGUUGAUUAUGAAAGAUUGUUCUUGAAUGUGAAUGGUUUAGUUACUAUAUGAAGAUGGUACAAAUGUGAUUCACAACUCAAUAAAAAAUAGUUGCAAACAA
Thrips palmi is the source of this 3546-nucleotide messenger RNA. RefSeq names its product YLP motif-containing protein 1-like. Lineage: Eukaryota; Metazoa; Arthropoda; Insecta; Thysanoptera; Thripidae. Bases 285 to 2582 code for a protein of 765 amino acids. Gene Ontology annotation, cellular component: precatalytic spliceosome. The record is from RefSeq and is a predicted model, not a curated record. The transcript is spliced from 3 exons. Gene Ontology annotation, molecular function: zinc ion binding; single-stranded RNA binding; double-stranded RNA binding.